CCGGGAAAACGGACCCGGAAACCGGGAAACGGGUCCGGGUCCCGAUCCCGUUCCUAGCUCUACUCAUUAUACUCUCCAUUCUUUUCUUAUUCGUCAGCACUCUCAGUAAUAAAACACUCUUUUGCACUUCGCACUUGCACUUUAUCUUGAAUAAACAAAGAGGUGGAAGAUGAAGCGAGCUAGCGCGACAGUCAGCAAAAACUUACCAUAUCAAUCGAUUUUCAGGUUAGACACACAUAUCAAACCAACUAGCUGGUUGUAUAUUCGUCUAGCUACUUCGAUUUAUUUACACUAUCUCGCUUGUAAUUUCUAUGCUCUAAUCGUAUUUACUAUACCCUACAUUUCACGUAGAGUAGUUCACGAUGGCGGCCAAUACGUUCAUACCUUUUUGCUUAAUACGAGCCGUUGUUGUCGGACGUCGUCGGACUAUGGACGUUGGGUCAGCCGCUUCACAAAAGCGCGUUACCGCGUAUUACCCAAAAUCUCGGCACUAUGCAAAUUUUUAUUCACAAACUUUCACUCUAGAUGAUCGCU
Molecule: messenger RNA, 534 nt
Organism: Meloidogyne enterolobii
Lineage: Eukaryota; Metazoa; Nematoda; Chromadorea; Rhabditida; Meloidogynidae
Source: the annotation of a GenBank genome assembly